Molecule: messenger RNA, 1237 nt
Organism: Darwinula stevensoni
Lineage: Eukaryota; Metazoa; Arthropoda; Ostracoda; Podocopida; Darwinulidae
Source: the annotation of a GenBank genome assembly
CACAAUGUGGCGCCUUGUAUUGCUGAUUGCAUGGCUUUGGACAGAAGUUUUUCAACAUCUGUUCUGAUAUGGUAUGUUUCAGGAGCAGCAUAAACAGGAGUCUCAAAGAACGAGGUCAAUGCAGAGAGAGGAACUGUUUGCUGAGGGAUGGAAAACUGCACAUCUGUUCAGGGAGAAGAAAGAGGUGGAAAAAGAAGAGGAAGAAGUAGAGGAGGAAGAAGAAGAGGAGGAGGUAGAGGAGAAUGAGAAAUAUGAAUUUGAAAUGAAAGGUUCAGUCUUUGGUAUCAAAGAACCAAAUGAAGGAGAAUUCAAGAAUUUAAUGGAGUUCUUCAAGCAUUCUAGGAACUAUAGAGAGGAGAGGCAAAAGAAUUCGGAGGAGGAGCUGAUUCCUGAGGGUCGUUUGCUCAUGGUAUCUUUCUGCGUCCCCCACCCUUGGGAGAGGGGACUGGAGAAUUGGAGAGAUACCACCAUGAGCAGGGAGCAGCAUAAACAGGAGUCUCAAAGAACGAGGUCAAGGCAGAGAGAGGAACUGUUUGCUGAGGGAUGGAAAACUGCACAUCUGUUCAGGGAGAAGAAAGAGGUGGAAGAAGAAGAGGAAGAAGUAGAGGAAGAAGAAGAGGAAGAAGAAGAGGAGGAGGUAGAGGAGAAUGAGAAAUAUGAAUUUGAAAUGAAAGGUUCAGUCUUUGGUAUCAAAGAACCAAAUGAAGGAGAAUUCAAGAAUUUAAUGGAGUUCUUCAAGCAUUCUAGGAACUAUAGAGAGGAGAGGCAAAAGAAUUCAGAGGAGGAGCUGAUUCCUGAGGUGGCCAAGGCAGCAGCCAUGGAUGCUCGCCGAGAAGAGGAAUGCACAGAGCUCUUUGGUCCUCAUGCCCCUAAAAUCAUGGGGAUGGAGGCAUCAUUACAAUCUUUCUUCAAUCAACUAUGUGAUGAGACUGGUGCUAAAGCCUGGCCUAAGGUUUGGAGCACUUCCAUCAUUGGGAGAUUCCUUCUCAUCUUUGUCAUCAAACGGGAAGAAUGCUCGAGCCCCAUCUUCUCCCUCACCAUCAUAUCAUCUGUCGAACUUAUGGUGAUUCUCCGACCACGCCGCUUCAACCAAAACGUCACUGCUUACCGCAUUCGGUUCUGGCUUCAUGCACGCAGCCAUAUUCGAAUUCCCAGGCCUGUCAUGCGCCGAAAGACGACGUCGUUUGGGAGCGGUUUCCCGACUCGGUUGGGCUGUACUAAGCAUCCCAUUCGCUAG